UUUUAGGGUUAACAUAACUACAUUGACAGUUUGUAGUCUAUCGCUGUAAGAUUAGUCGGGAAUUACAACACCAUUUUUGUCCUGCCCUGAACACCAAAGCUGAAAAUUUCGUCAAACUUGUCACCAUACCCAUUUUUAUCCUUCAUACCCGACCGGGUAGACCGUUGAGACCCGAACCCACAGGCCCUACCCAAUUGUAAAAAUGGCACGUUACGGUUGAAGUCUUUGACACGUACAUCGCAGCAACAGGAAGCUCUCUCCUGCAAGAAGAAAAAGGCCUCUCUCUCUCUCUCUCUCUCUCUCUCUCUCUCUCUCCAUUUCGUCGCUGGGUUACUUGUGUCUGCAACAAAGAAGCUGUCUUGGAGCUCGAGUCGUCUCAAAGUCCCAUCUCAACUCAUCACACAUAGUUCCAGCCAAGACCAGGCCGAACUUGGGCUUGCUCCAGGAGCUAACAGCAUAGCCACUCAUUCCAGAGAUCUCUCUGGAUCAAAUUUGAAAACCCUAGUGAAGAAAAGAAAAUGAAAAGAGAAAAAUGCCAUCAUUUUCAGUUUUCAGUUUAACCUGAAAAAGUUUUGAAACAUUUUACUGUAAAUAAAGGAAAGGUCUUUUCUUUAUUUUCUUCUAGAUAAAGUAUUUAUAGUUGAAACAAAUGGAAAGUGGUGGCAAAGGAAGAGAAGAGGAACCAGAUGGCAUGUCUGUACGCUCUCCAUGCAACGCUUCCCCUUCCUCUGCUUCUUCUCUCCCCAAGGACCAAUCAGAGAUUGAGUUGGAGCUUAUACUGCUAGAAGCUCUUGAAUUUUAUCCCCUGACGAAAUUACAAGGCAUACAUCGUCACUUUGUCCUUUAUGGUUUAAUGGAUUUUCUGCAGAGAAGGUUUGACCGGUACUUCUCUUCUGACGAGGUUCUGCAAUUGCUCGAUCGGUUCUACAACUUGGAAAUGCUGAAGCCAGACGAUGACGAGAUGGAAAUCCUGAAUCACGAGGAAGAUUUUUGCUUGCCUCCAAGUUUCUUUGUUAAGGAAGAACCAUAAGCAUUGAGCGCCUGUUUUUGUAUACAGACAUUGUUGAACUUGAACUGAUCAUAUGUUCAAUCUAUGUUUUUGGCGAUUUUUUCUUCUACAUAUGAUCAAUGAAUCUCGCUUUUGAGCAUUAUUAUCAUAUAUGUAGCAGAGUGAGAUCAUCAAUCAGAUCAAUUGGUACAUGAUCGCAUUGCGUUAGAUCUAUCACAUCACUUACAAUUGGUAGGCAUGGAGAAGCGGCACAACGGGCAGAGUCUGCUCUUCUACAACCGUUGAAAAAUGCAACUGUCGCGGUCAAGAUGCAAAUGCAGCUUAUGAGUGGCUUCCGAAUCAACCCCAAUGUCCGCUAUACAACAGCAAACCCCUGGUGAUGGCGAGGUUUGCAUUCUCACCUUCUCCAAUUUCUCAGUGGAAGUUAUAGUUGCUGGUACAAAUGUGGCUGAUCCCCACCACCACAACCACCACUAUCAUCCAACUCCGCAACUACAUCAACUUUGAGGAAUGCCUCCAUAUGCACAAGGCUAAUGCUCCUUGACCUAUCACGCGCUUCGAGCACAAUACUUUGUCCGCCACCGAGUAUCCGUAGAUCCCCCACUGCGGCCGUAUAUGUACGUAAAUCAACAGAAAGAUUCAAGACUCAAUUGAUCAGUAGAACCAGGCGUAACAGCUUGUCAUAUUGGGAUGGAAGGAAGCGAAUGAAAUUUUGAUUGAAGCUUUGCCAGCUCAGCUGGGUGCCCUAGAGCAGCUAGGAGCAGAGGAGAGGAGUCUUGCUUCUCAAGUCAGACACGAAGUUGUUCAAGUCUGGUUUGAAAUUGAUUGAUAUACAUCUACUUUGCAUUUUGAUUUUAAUUUUUUUCUAACGUACCAAGACUGUGAUUGACUUUGAAUAUCGCCACGGUAGUUACAUCAAAGCCCUCAAUUGGAAUCAUUAUGUAUGGGCCAGCUAGCUUGUAGAUUAGGUGGACUGGUGGAGAAAAAUCCUCAAAUACAAUUUUGUAUGCAUAUGAAUUAAAGUUUGGAAAA
Malus domestica (apple) is the source of this 2041-nucleotide messenger RNA. RefSeq lists its product as uncharacterized. Gene Ontology annotation, biological process: regulation of transcription by RNA polymerase II. Lineage: Eukaryota; Viridiplantae; Streptophyta; Magnoliopsida; Rosales; Rosaceae. Gene Ontology annotation, cellular component: nucleus; NuA4 histone acetyltransferase complex. The record is from RefSeq and is a predicted model, not a curated record.